Melanaphis sacchari is the source of this 1035-nucleotide messenger RNA. Its product is annotated as RNA exonuclease 4. The record is from RefSeq and is a predicted model, not a curated record. NCBI's taxonomy places the organism in Eukaryota, Metazoa, Arthropoda, Insecta, Hemiptera, Aphididae. The coding region runs from base 283 to 969 and encodes 228 amino acids. Gene Ontology annotation, cellular component: nucleus. The transcript is spliced from 2 exons. Gene Ontology annotation, biological process: rRNA processing. Gene Ontology annotation, molecular function: 3'-5' exonuclease activity; nucleic acid binding.
CAUACUUUUCAAUAGUUUUAUUUUUUAUCCGUCGUGUAAAUGUGUAAUUCAUGUGUACUCUUGUCCCUUAUCAACGAUGUCGUAUCUGACCGGCCAAACUUUGAAAACUUUUCGUGGCAUACCUACCGGUAGUCAUUAAUUCUGUCCAGUUUCCAGUUGACAGUUUCCUACUAUCCAGCGUCCACUGACCGCUAUCCAGUAACUACUACUCGACCCCGCCUGGACAUCGUGUUGUUCUACUGUAUUCUGGUUAUUAUUCUCAACCCAAUAUUGCAGCCGAAAAUGAACAAAAACGUCGCUUCGGCGGUUCACAAGAACGCCAACGGCGCCAACAAUUGGAUAAAGUUUACGAACGCUUUACCACCACCAGCCAGUAAUUUGAACAAUGCCGUCAUACAGAAACAGGAAAAAAAAGACAUCGAAGUUGUAGCGAUCGACUGCGAAAUGGUCGGCAUACACCCUGAUGGACAAGUAAACAUGUUAGCUCGCGUCUCUAUCGUCAACUCCAAGGGUGAAACCAUUUAUGACAAGUUUGUCAAACCCACAGCAAAGGUAACAGAUUACCGCACGCCAGUGAGCGGCAUUCGACCUGAAGACAUUGAACACGGGGAGUUAUUUGUCAAAGUAAAAAAAGAAGUCACACAAAUACUUAAAAACAAAUUAUUAGUAGGCCACGCACUUGAGCAUGACUUAAGGGUAUUAAAAAUUUCACAUCCCAAACACAUGAUUAGAGACACCUCAACGUAUUGGCAAUUCAAGCAAUUGACAGAAGGUCGAACGCCCGGUCUGAAACGAUUGACAUUACAUUUUCUUGGAGCUAGCAUACAAGAAGGUGAACACAGUUCUGUUCAAGAUGCCAAGGCAGCACUUCAGUUGUACAUGCUAGCUCGGAAAGAUUGGGAAUUACUAUUAAAAAAGAGAAGAAGCCGUCCCAGAAAUGGAAAUAAGUCACAGGGAAAACAUAAAUAGUAUAUUUUUCUAUUUAUAUAAAUCAAAGUUUUAUUUUGAAUAAUGAUAAGACUGUUUUUAAGAUUA